This is a messenger RNA of Lactuca virosa, 1083 nucleotides long. The record is from the annotation of a GenBank genome assembly. Lineage: Eukaryota; Viridiplantae; Streptophyta; Magnoliopsida; Asterales; Asteraceae.
AAAACAAUAGGGAACAAAGCAAUCUCAUUUCUUUUUCCACCUGGAUACUUACACUGUUCUUUCCAUUUUCAUGCUGUAAAACCCUUCCAUCUUCAAUGUCCAUGUCCUUAAAAGAACUCGAUUACAUUUCCUCAUCAGAAGCAGAAAUGGAGAAAAUAACCCACAAGCAAGAUUUGAAUUUGAAAGCCACUGAGUUAAGACUCGGUCUGCCUGGUUCCGAGUCGCCUGAGAGAAACACCAUCAAUGGAGGUGGUACAGCUGCCCUGAAGAUUCUGGUGUCAGGAGCCAAAAGAGUUUUCUCAGACACCAUUAAAACUUCUUCUGGAACAUGGGGUUUCUCUGAUAAUGGUGGAUCUGAGGUUGAUUUUGUUAAAAAUAGUGCCUUUUAUUCAUCUUCUUCGUCUUCUCCAAGAGGUGAAAAUAAGAACCCUAGUUCUGUAAAGGACGCUGUUGUUUCAUCUUCAUCUAAGAAUUAUUUACACGACAAACACUCUCAAAUUCCUGCAUCAAAUGGUCAAGAUUCCGUUGCUGCUUCAAAGGGACAGGUGGUGGGAUGGCCUCCAAUUCGAUCUUUUAGAAAGAAUAGUAUGGUUGUAAAAAACACGAAAAAUGAAGAAGACACAGGAUCGCAAUGUGUUUAUGUGAAAAAAAAAUGUUUUGUAGCUUCACUCUUGGGUUGCGUGAAAGCCCAAUGGAUCUUCUUAAUGGGCCUGAGUAUGUACUAACGUAUGAAGACAAAGAUGGUGAUUUUGAUGCUUGUUGGUGAUGUUCCCUGGGAUAUGUUUACUGGUUCUUGCAAGAGGAUGCGGAUCAUGAAGAGUUCAGAUGCAACCGGUUUAGCCCCUCGAGCCAUGGAGAAGGGUAAAGUUCGUAAUUAGUUGUGUAUGUGGUAUCAUGCAGGAGUAGUAAAACAGAUUAACCGAUGGUUUGUAUAGUUAUAUUUUCUUGUGAAGUGAUCAUGUUCAUUUUGUGGGUCUCAUCUUUAGGCUUACGUACUGCAUACAUAUAUAUAAUAUAAUUUAAAGAUGAAUUUAUAUGCAAGAUGUGUACAUUGGUUUGACGAUAUAUAUAUGGUUGUCCACU